Messenger RNA from Saccharomycodes ludwigii, 1359 nucleotides. RefSeq lists its product as uncharacterized. Gene Ontology annotation, biological process: regulation of glycogen biosynthetic process. The transcript has a single exon. Gene Ontology annotation, molecular function: protein phosphatase 1 binding; glycogen binding. Bases 1 to 1359 code for a protein of 452 amino acids. NCBI's taxonomy places the organism in Eukaryota, Fungi, Ascomycota, Saccharomycetes, Saccharomycodales, Saccharomycodaceae. Gene Ontology annotation, cellular component: protein phosphatase type 1 complex. The record is from RefSeq and is a predicted model, not a curated record.
AUGCCAUAUCAAGCCGCUACUAUAUUACCAAUUAGAUCAGUUACUGACAACAAAACUAUUAAACCAAUAAAAGGAUGUACAAAGCCCAAUUCCUUUGCCUCUGACACCAGCAAAGUAACGUCUGCGCCCAAAAACCACCUUUCGUCUUUAAGUUUUUUACAUAAACCCAAAAGAAAUAGACCGAUAAGGGAUCAAAUGUUAGAAGAUGAGAAACUAUUAUCUUUAAACACUGAACUAAACAAGAUAAUUAAACAGAAAAAAAAUGAGGAUAUUGACAAGGGAGAAACGUAUUACAAACCUAGCAAUGCGAAGUUGGAUAAUUUCAAUAUUAAAUAUUUUGAUACAACGUUUCUAGGCGAUGAUGAAAUUGGUCCUAAAAAUGAAGCUACAGAUAUUUACACUUCAACUUUUGAUGAUGAUGACAAAGAAAACGCAAUAGAUGAUUUAAAUGACUCUAUAAAAGAUUUCCGGCCAUUUAACAAUAGAAGUAAAGAUGAUACCAAUGAAAGAUUAAAUAUUAUACGGAAAAAAUCAGGGGAAAUAGUAAAAUCUAAUUUGAAAAGAUCAAAAUCGUUGCCGAUAGGCAGAAGCGUCAGUGCAGGCGACAAUUCCAUUAGCCAACCAAACCACCAUGGAAGAAGCAAUAGUGUUCAUUUUGAAGAAAGCAGACAGGUCAAAUACUUUGAUGAAUUAGAAGCACCAUGCAACUUGAAGAAUAAUACGAAUCAAAAUACGAGUAGAAGAAAAAGCAAGAAAUUUAUGAGCACGGCCGCUGCCAACACAAAUAAACCCCAGUUUGGGAUAAGUCAAAGUGAGAGCAAUAAUGAAUAUGCGACUAAUAAUAGCACUCCUUCCUUUCUUAAGUUUACCGGUUUAGACUGUUCUUUACUAGAAAGUUUGUCUCCCAUGAGCGAGAUUAACAUAGAUUUCUGUAAACAAUUGAUGUGUAAUAAGCAUGUGUUUCCGUUAACUUUACAAAUAGAUAUGGAAUACACUAGCGGCGGUGCACCAUUUUAUAAACUUUCUGGGUUUAUUGUAGUGCAAAAUAUGUUUUACGACAAACAGGUGAUUUUUAGGUACACAAUAAAUGGAUGGCUAACUUGGAAAGACUUACAGUGCAAAUGGUUUAAACACUGCGACGAUGAUGACGUACUUUUAAGUGACUAUGAUAUUUUCCAGUUUGAACUACCCGAUAUAGACAAAAUAGUGCAAGACACAAAUGUAUUACAAUUUUGCUUAGAAUAUAAAAGCUGGAAUAAAGGGGGCGUAGAGCACGUAUUUUGGGACAACAAUGAUUCAAAUAACUAUACGCUAAAGUUUUCCAGCGGUAAACAAAAAAACAUAUAUUAUCCACAAUGA